Ostrinia nubilalis (European corn borer) is the source of this 2894-nucleotide messenger RNA. RefSeq names its product pre-mRNA 3' end processing protein WDR33 (gene Wdr33). The record is from RefSeq and is a predicted model, not a curated record. Lineage: Eukaryota; Metazoa; Arthropoda; Insecta; Lepidoptera; Crambidae. The transcript has 2 exons. Gene Ontology annotation, molecular function: protein binding. The coding region runs from base 112 to 2688 and encodes 858 amino acids. Gene Ontology annotation, cellular component: mRNA cleavage and polyadenylation specificity factor complex.
UUCGUGUAAGAGAAAGUGAUCAUCGAUGUUAAUAUUAUGUGUUAAAAGUGACACGAGAAUGGUUUUAUAGCAGUGCUUCCGUAAACAAGGUACCUAUUGAAGUCAUAAACAAUGGAGUUCGGGCAUCCUCCGCCGCAUAUGGGCAUGCCCGCGCCUGGUAUGGGUGGUCCUCCAAUGGGGCCACCUAUGAUGGGUCCGCCCGGUCGCAACAACAUGCGCCAUAAUUUUAGACCUUUCAACUACCAGAUGCGUUUCCCUCCUCAGGGUCCGCUGAACAUGACUCAAGAUGAUUUUGAUGGUAAACGUUUACGUAAAUCAGUAAUGCGUAAAACUGUUGACUAUAAUGCUGCUAUAAUAAAAGCUUUAGAGUGUCGAGUGUGGCAACGCGAUUGGCGCGAUAGGCACGCUCUCCAACCCGAUGCUAUGUAUACUCCUGAUCUGCUGCCGCCUCCUUCCUACCCUGAUAAUCCUAUAAACGCCGUAACUACGCGAUUUGUCAAAACUGCAACCAACAAAAUGAGAUGUCCAAUUUUUGCCGUCGCUUGGACGCCUGAGGGUCGUAGAUUAAUUACUGGGGCUUCGUCUGGGGAGUUCACUCUAUGGAACGGUUUAACAUUUAACUUUGAAACUAUCCUGCAAGCACAUGACUCACCCGUUCGAUCAAUGGUAUGGUCUCACGGUGAAGGUUGGAUGGUAACUGGAGAUCAUUCAGGGUUCAUUAAGUAUUGGCAAAGCAACAUGAACAAUGUUAAAAUGUACCAGGCUCACAAAGAAGCUGUAAGAGGAAUAAGUUUCAGUCCUAGUGAUUCCAAAAUUGUUACAUGUUCUGAUGAUGGAACUCUGCGUAUAUUUGAUUUCUAUAGAUGCCAGGAAGAAAGAAUUUUAAGAGGACAUGGUGCAGAUGUCAAAUGUGUGCAAUGGCAUCCGAAUAAAGCUCUCAUUGUAUCUGGCAGUAAAGAUAAUCAACAGCCUAUUAAACUGUGGGAUCCAAAAUCGGGAACAGCUUUAGCCACUCUUCAUGCACACAAAUCAACUGUGAUGGAUUUGAAAUGGAAUGAUAAUGGCAACUGGUUAAUAACAGCAUCCAGAGAUCAUUUACUUAAAUUGUUUGAUAUUCGUAAGCUUGGGACUGAAUUACAAAUAUUUAGAGGACAUAAAAAGGAAGCUUCUAGUGUUGUUUGGCACCCCACACAUGAAGGGCUGUUUUGUUCAGGUGGAUCAGAUGGUGCUAUAUUGUUUUGGAAUGUGGGAACAGACAAAGAAGUAGGCUGUAUUGAAGGAGCACACGAAUCAAUAGUCUGGACUAUGGCAUGGCAUCCACUUGGGCAUAUAUUAUGUUCAGGAUCCAAUGACCACACUUCCAAAUUUUGGACUCGUAAUAGACCUGGUGAUCUGAUGAGAGACAAAUACAAUCUCAACACUUUGCCUCCUGGUGUACAAGAUGAUCAUGAUAUGGAGGAACCUGCUGUAAUCCCUGGAAUGGGUCCUGAAGACAAUGUUGAAAUAUUUUCAUCUGAUACUGACAAAGUCAUUCCAGGUCUAGACUUUGAUACAACAAAUAUGCCACUAGAGUUUGAAAAGAAAGUUAAAAAGGUACCAUAUAGCAAACCCAUCCCAAGAAACUUCCAAGCUCAAUGGAACCAUGGCCCCUCUUCUGAUGAUGCUGCUACAGAUGCUCUUACACAAGCAUUAGUAGAAUCUGUUCCUGGAGCUAUUCCUCUUCAUCAGAUAACACCAUCUGCUAUAUUUAUGUAUGGGAAACUAAUUCCAGUUGAACCAGGCUCUAAGUUAGAGAAAGCUAUUUCAGAGGGUCCCUUAGCUUUAAAAAAAUACAUUGCUUCUGGAGAAAUAGAGGAGCUACAUGAUGUUAUGCCUCAUUUAGAGGAUGAUGCUGAUGAAGAAAACUUUCAACCAUUCGAAUAUCCUGAUCAUGAUAAUGAAAAUGAGCCUACUGAUAAUGAUAAUGAAAACAAUGACAGGCCUUAUGAUCAAGAAGAGGAUUAUUAUGAUAAUGAAAUGGAUGUAAAUGAUCAAAAUAGUCAGGAUGAUCAACAUUAUAACAAUGGCCCUCCUGAUAUGGGUAACAUGGGCCCUAUGGGUAACAAUGGACCACCAAUGGGAAAUAUGAUGAGACCACCAAUGGGAAUGGGAGGUCCCAUGGGCCCACCAAUGGGACCGCCGAUGCGCCCUAUGCACAUGGGUAAUAUGCCACCUAUGGGUCCGCCGAUGGGAAAUAUGCCUCCACAAAUGGGAAAUAUGCCACCUAUGGGUCCACCUAUGAAUAAUAUGCCUCACAUGAAUAAUAUGCCGCCUCGUCCUCCCUUCAAUGAUAAUGGAUAUAACAAAGGUCACUUUGAUUCAGGGUAUGAUAAUCAGCAGUACCAACAGAACGAUGAUUAUAAUGAGGAGGAAUCUUAUGAUCAGAGUUACGAUGAGGGCAAUAAUUAUAAUGACGGUAACAGUGACAACGGUGAUGAUGGAUAUCCUCGUAAUCAGAGAUGGGAUGGAGGCUUUAGGGGAAGAGGUAGAGGGCGCGGACGUGGAAUGAACGGUCACAACUCACGAAGCAACUGGAGAGGCAACUCGGGCAACUCUCGUGGGGCCCCGUGGAACAGAAGAGGUGGUAACUCCAACAGAGGCGGUAAUACCCGGGGUUUCAGACGAGGUGGUAAACCAAUAUCUAAUUAGCUAAAUGCCUUAACAUUGUAUGCAUGCACAGACUUUGAUACCAGUUUAUGUUUGAAGCAAGACUUAUGAUGAGUGUUAAGUUGUGGAUAAGUGAAAAAGACAUUAACCAUGUUGGCGUUACAAAACGGUUGUACAUAAUUAUUUUACAGCUUGUAUUUUAUUUUCGUAAUAAGCUGAAAACAAUAAAUUUGUAUUACGUCACAAAA